GUACCUGGAAAGGGGUCAGAUCUACUAACCUACGGGUGUAAGCUAUGUGAUGACUGAUGUGAUGUUGCUAGGUAUUCCCCGAGGGAUUUGAUAGGAUAGGAAUAAGAUGUCUACACCGUCCGGUGAGAAGAGCCCAGGUGGGAACCUGAGACAUAUUGUUUCCGUGGUCGACAUACCCGAACAACGGUCCCUCAGAUUGUAUUGUACAAGUACAAGGUGAGACGUAACAUAACAAGGCCAGCAUGAAGGGAACACCGCCACUUGAAGAUGUAGACACGCAUGCACCACACCGCUAGAUGAAAACAGCCGUCUCCCAUGUUGAACCCUUCAGCCGAUUGUCACUAGCCCACGUACGGCAGGUUAACGGUCCCGCCUCCUUGUAUGAGGCAGUACAGCACUCUGGGGAAGAAUGCCAGGAACUUGUUUCCCAAAAGAACUGUAGUAGGCCCGAUUCCUCAAGACGUUGGUCCAUGGUGGAGUGGUUGGUUUGUCUGUUAGUUCUUGUGUUUGGAACUUCCGUGGGCUCAGAGUGGUGCCCGCGGGGAACAUCUCCCCUUCCUCAACAGCAGCCGGGACACCUAGCCACAGCGGGAAAGGGGCAAGUGACAGUACUCGUGAUCCUGUCCGCGGGUGUCACCGUCCGCGAGCCGGUCCGGCCGACUUUGUGGUUUGCUCCCCCUCCCCCCAACCGACCUGAGAACAAAUUCGUUGAAGCGAAGAGAGAGAACAUACCUAGCAUGAGCAUCUCCCGGGUGCCGUCUUCCCCGGAUAGAUACAUGGAUUGAACGUCUGAAUCAUCAAAGCUACCGCAGUAGGCGUGGAAGUUCUCCGUAUGAAAUACGCCCGAAUGGGCUACACCUGCUGCUCAA
Molecule: messenger RNA, 869 nt
Organism: Chaetomium strumarium
Lineage: Eukaryota; Fungi; Ascomycota; Sordariomycetes; Sordariales; Chaetomiaceae
Exons: 2
Coding region: 297-785 (162 amino acids)
Source: RefSeq, a predicted model, not a curated record